CCAAUAAUGACCAAAUUCCAAGGAGUGAAGAGUUAUCUGAUAAAUCUGAGUCUAAAGCAACUAUUAACAUGGAAGAGUUAGAUUCUGAUUCAUCAAGUGAUUCUUCUAGCUCAGAAGAUUUGUCAAAAAACUCUGAUCCAAGUGAAUUAGAGGAUUCAGACAAAAAAAAAGAGAAGGAGCCCAAUUUACUAAUAAAAGAACCUCUUGAAGAUUUAAAAAUCAAAAUGCUUAACAGAAAUAGAAAAAUAUAUAUUCAUAACCCAUAUGAAGUACCUAAUUAUGAUGCAGUAGACUUAAAUAAGAAACAGUAUAACUUAUUUAAGAAACAAUGUGAAAUUAACCAAGAUCAGAAAUAUCUAAUAGAAAUCACAUGUAAUGGCACUUGGCAGGGAAUCCAAGAAGCUAUCACCUGUACAGGAAGAUCAAAAUCCUAUAGAGAUUUAAAACUGGUACUAAAAAAAGAGCAAAAGAAACAAAUUAAAGAUAAUUUGGAAGCUAUACUGAGUCAAACCAAAAAUACUGACGUCAUGGUCUUAUUAGAAAACUUAGCAGCUAACAAAUGUCAUGGAGUGCAAAUAGAAGACCUCUUAAAAAUUAAGAGAAGUAUAGACAAGACUUUAUUAACUAAAGUGCAGGAAGCAGAAGAUAUCCAGAUAACUACAAGCAAGUCUGAACAGGAUGUCCAUAUACCGUUAUUACAGAAACAAUUAUCACAGAAAAUAUUUAAAAUACUAGCAACACAUCCUAAAAUAAAAGCAAUGAUAUUAGAAACACUAGGAAGAACUGAGAAACAAAAGCAAGAGCAAAUACGUGAAGUAUACAGAGUUUCAAAAAUAGAGGAACUAGGAAAAGAAGAAGAACAAGAAAGAUAUCAAGAUCCUCGAAAACAAGAAGCAAUAGAAAGAAUGAGAAGAAAACAAAUAGAACAAAUAUUAUUUAAAACUAAUGAAAUAUUGCUCAAGUAUUAG
Messenger RNA from Racocetra persica, 968 nucleotides. The record is from the annotation of a GenBank genome assembly. Lineage: Eukaryota; Fungi; Glomeromycota; Glomeromycetes; Diversisporales; Gigasporaceae.